GCUCAGUGUUUUGUUAAAAAUAUUAUAAAUUCAUAUUAUAACAUAAUUAUUAAAUAUUUGUUAGGACAAAACAGCGCACCAAGAGCAAAGAUGAUGUAGAUGUCUUGUCGUGAUAAUUAAGAUCCCUGCAUCCUCUGCAGUAAGCCUUGCUGUUUGACAUAUAUAUAGUUUUUAUCUUCUUUUGUCACUUAUCACAAAUUCUUAUAUGGUGGGGAAAUUUCGGAAAUUUUACUUGACGAUUGACUUUGUAAUUUCAAAUGGGGAAGAGAAUUGCGUGAAAAUUUAUCAUAGUCAAAUUAGUUAUAGAAGUUGGUGGGGAAUAGAAAUAAUUCUUAAUUGAAUAAAAGUCCAAGAAGUUAGUCAGCUCACUCUUGCAUGAGAUUGUUGUCGACCUUGCUCUUAGUGUUAGACUUUUUCAUAAUGUUCAUUGCAAAAGAAUUUCAGUACAGGCGAUAUAAGUAUGGUUUUAUUUGUUAUUUAAAAUUACGUUUCUUUUAUCUUAACUCGCACUUCUUUAAUUUGUAGUAAAAAAAUGUGCAUGUAUUUUGCUUAUAAGCUAAGGAAAAUAGAAGAAAUCAAUUUUGGAAUAUUUAAAAACUAAUUAUUGUACCAACUGUGACUAACCCUGGACGUGGAUGAAAGAUAGUAUAAAUAAUAGGAAAAUAAAAAGAUUUAAAAGAUAUAUCUUAAUUUUUAAAUCUUUUUGUUGAAAAAAUAUGUGCUUUUUUGGAUAAUAAUGCAACAACCGCAAAAAGAUCGGCCCUUUUUACCUGCGAAAAUGACUCUUUGCUUAAAAUUCGCAAUGCACCGUUACUUCACCUACCCUGAGAGCUUUCGCCAGAAUUUUAGCGUCGAACAAAUGGCCUCGGAUGGCUUGUACCUGGCCGAAGACGGUGCGCAUCUAUGUUGCUACUUUUGCAACUUUAAAAUACUCAAGUCCGAAUGCAACGACUGGCGUCAACAGCACUCGGCCGCCGUCAUUCUUCCUUGCCCAAUUUUCACCGGAACCUCGCAAAACGUCCCGAUGGAUUUGACUCGUCUCAAUUACAAGUACGAAACGCACCGGCUAUUUUCCCUUCUGCAAAACUCCAAUUGGCAAUUUGUCACACCUUACGAUUUGGCCAAAAGUGGAUUUUAUUACUUGGGCCUCGAGGACAGGGUCCGCUGCAUUUUCUGCUGUCUGGAAGUGUCCGAUUGGUGCGAAGGGGACACCCCUGACGGCGAGCACAGUCGAUUCGACUCUGAAUGUCGUUUUCUCAAAGACCCUUUGUCCGUGGCAAAUGUAAAGAUAGGCAGUGAGGAGCUCGGUCACGGCAACAACUCGAUUUCGGACCAUUUUGAGCCAAUAAGCAAAGUGCUCGCGAGACUCGGUCCGUGGCUUCGAGUGAAAAAACAAAAUCUUCCGUUAUCAUCUUUAUCGAUAAAGGAAUGGAAAGAGCCAAAAUACCCUGAGAACAAUUGCCUCGCCGCCAGAUUGGCCACUUUCAAACUCUGGCCGAAAUCUUUGUCGCAAAAACCAAAGCAAAUGGCUAUGGCAGGAUUUUUUUACGUCGGAGUCGGCGACAGGGUCUGUUGUUUCCAUUGCGGCCUGGGUCUGAGCAACUGGGUUUCCGAGGAAAAUCCGUACGAACAACACGUAAAAUGGGAAGGCGCUUGUUGUUAUCUACAAACCGUCAGUCGAGUUGAUUUUAUUGAAAAUAAAAAUUUACAUUCGGAAGAAGCAGCGGCACAAGUUCAGGUCGGUGGUGUUGGGACGGUGAAAUGUGGGACCUGCCGGACGCAGGUCGUGAAUACUGCGGUUUUGCCAUGCGGGCACCUUUGUUUGUGUGAGCAGUGUAGUGUGGAAAAGUGUCCAGUGUGCGGCGGUGAAGCUUUGGCACAAUUGCGAGUGUUCUUUUAGGAGAUUAUCAGUAUAAUGAUGUAAGCUUACAACAAGUAAAACAAAUAAGACAAUAAAUAACAAUAUAAUAUUAAAAAUAAUUGAAUUAGAUUAAA
Messenger RNA from Neocloeon triangulifer, 1995 nucleotides. Its product is annotated as baculoviral IAP repeat-containing protein 7-B-like. NCBI's taxonomy places the organism in Eukaryota, Metazoa, Arthropoda, Insecta, Ephemeroptera, Baetidae. The coding region runs from base 737 to 1900 and encodes 387 amino acids. The transcript is spliced from 2 exons. Gene Ontology annotation, biological process: regulation of cell cycle. The record is from RefSeq and is a predicted model, not a curated record. Gene Ontology annotation, cellular component: spindle microtubule; cytoplasm; nucleus.